This is a messenger RNA of Sardina pilchardus (European sardine), 2839 nucleotides long. Its product is annotated as C-type lectin domain family 4 member K-like. Bases 617 to 2158 code for a protein of 513 amino acids. Gene Ontology annotation, molecular function: signaling receptor activity. The record is from RefSeq and is a predicted model, not a curated record. NCBI's taxonomy places the organism in Eukaryota, Metazoa, Chordata, Actinopteri, Clupeiformes, Clupeidae. The transcript has 19 exons.
GUUUAAGUUCAGGUUAGGGCUGAUCAGAGCAGUCUUUUCCAGUGCAGAUCAUGGUUGAAGUCCAUUACACUCUUUGUGUAGUUUGGUGAAAUGUAUAUGAAUGUGGAGUUACAUUUAAUAGUGAUAAUAUAAUAUAUGUGCCAAACCACUGUGUGUUGCCACUUCACAGUGGAUUAUCUUCUGACCACUUUGAGUCAAAUACACACACACACACACGCACACACGCACGCACGCACGCACUCAAAACACAUAACUAUGUUUUUGUCUAUUUACUGAUGUAGAGAAGGUUGAAUGUGCAGUGAAGGAUGAACAGGAAGGAUACAGCUGCUCAGCUUCCAGGAGGAAUACUGAUGAUAUAAGGACUCUUCAUCAGGCAAUCAUCAGAGGUGCUUCCAGACAUAGAGGUACAAUGUAGGCAGCACAGCCUUUGAGAGCAGAGUGGAGGCCCACUCUUACCCUUCACCUCACAUGACUUCCUCACCACAGAUGCUUAGCCUUCUGUGUCAGUGAUUCUAUAAAGAGGAAGUGUCUUGGAUGGGUAGAUCAGAUGUGACCAGUAAAUCACAUCACUUCUGCCUUCGUGCACCACCAUCACACUGAAAACUCUUAACAGAGAAUGGACAUCGACACCUUGUAUUCCAAUGUGAACCUAAAGGCAAAGAAAAAGUCCAAGUCUGCAUUUGGUGGAGAUGAUGACAGUGAUGAUAUUGAUUACACUUUAAUUGACUUCACCAACUCAGGGAACAAGCAGAGAAGACCAAAUGCUGUGGACAGUGAGGCUGUCACAUACGCUGCAGUAAAAACCCCCCAACCAGGUGUCAGCAGAGAGCCGGUCUGCAGAGAUGGGACGGAGAGUGAUGAUGUCAUCUACUACAAGAUCACCCAGCCAAAUAGAGAUGGCCUUUUUAGCCAGUCUUCAGCACAGCACAAUGAACCGCUGCCAACACAGAGUGGACAUACACCUGCGGCCUUCAUGGCUCACAGUGACCCUUUCCCCAUGACGAUGAUGACCCCUGUGAGGGAGACCCAGCAGAGGUUCUUUCAGAGGCCCACGUUCCUGCUGUUUCUGUGCCUUCUCUUUUUCACACUGACCCUAAUUCUGGGAGUGCUGUAUUCAUUGGAGGAAAAUGCCCAUGCAGAUACCAUGGCCAAAUAUGAAUCUCUCCAGUCUGUGCACAGGGCAGUCCAGAACAAAUACUCCCAGAGUGCUAGAGAUCUGUCAGAGCUCAGAGAAGAGAAGAAAUCCAUUCAAAGUCAACUUAUUGAUGUAAAAAACAGUUUGCAAAUAGAGAGGGACAAAAGCAACAAUCUUUCUUUGGAAAAAGACACAAGAGAGACGCAAUUUACAAAGGCUCUCGAGAGUCUGAAGAAUCUCAACAACACCCAUGGAAGACUGUCUACAGAGAAACUAAGCUUGGAGAUACGGCUCAGUGAUGUGAACAGGAACUUGGAAACAGAGAAGAGUAGAAACAAACAGCUUACACGUGAAAAACAAGAAAAAGAGAAUGAACUCUCAAACUUGGAGAACCAAAAGACUAAUGCAGAGAAAUUGAGAGAUCAAUAUAAUACUUCACUCUCUGACACACAGAAGAAACUCGAUGAGCAGAAGAUAAGCAAUGCUUUUCUCUCACACAUCAAGGACAGUAUUGAGGUAGAGCUGAAAGAAUAUCUCAAAUAUCUCAAAACCGGAGUUGUUGAACAAAAUAAGAUGCUGAACAGCGCACUACAAGAUUUAGAGAUGGGCUGUGCCAUUGGAUGGAGAAACUUCACAGAAAAGUGCUACUUCUUCUCCACUGAAAAUGAGACCUGGAUUAAGAGCAGAGAUACCUGCCAGGCCAGGGGGGGACAUUUGGUUAUCAUAGACUCAGAUAAAGAAAGGACGUUUCUUAAAGACACAGCACCAGGAAAUUCUAAGACCUUCUACUGGAUUGGACUAACUGACGCAGAAAAGGAGGGGACAUGGCGCUGGGUGGACAACAAAGUCCUUGCAGGACGGCACUGGACUUCAGAUGAACCUGAUAACUGGACAGACGAUAAUAAGAGACCCGAGGGAGAGGACUGUGCCAGAGCAAAUGCAAAGGAAGGACUGUGGAUGGAUGCAUUCUGUGAUGGGAAGCUUCAAUAUAUCUGUGAAGCUACAGCUGCUGUGAAGCCAUGAAUCAAGCAUAUUCUUAAGUUCUACAUGUAGAUGGUCACAUUUCUUCUUAUUUUUUACCUCCGCCAAGGAGGUAUAUGUUUUCAUUGGGGACCGGCGUUUGUUUGUUUGUCUGUUUGUUUUUGUUUGUCUGUCUGUUUGUUAGCGAGAUAACUCAAAAAGAGAUAGAGGGAUUUCCAUGAAAUUUUCAGGGAAGGCUGGACAUGACCCAAAGAAGAAUCGAUUACAUUUUGGGAGUGAUUCGUAAUUCCGUAGGCAUUCUGGAGGCAUUUAUGUAUUUAGCUUAGUGGUGUAAUGGCACGGUAUCGCCACGUGGUGGCGAUCUGAAUAGUUUAGGUUCAAAUGUGUGACAACCUAGGAAGAACAAUGCAGGCGGAGGUCUGCGCUCUCUGAGUGCUUUUCUAGUAUUGUUCAUAAAACAGUCUAUAACAGAAUACAAAAUUAUGUUUAUGUAUUUGUACAUGUACGUGCAUCUUUCUUAUAAUAAAAGCUUAUUUUGUCUAAGCAGGUAACAUGACAGGACGAUGGACAAACAGUAUAAUAUAAAUAAUGCAGUGUUAUCUGUUAAAAGUGACAUUAAAGCUGAUCACAGCAGUCACAUUGUAACUGAUCAGGUAAUGAUGUUUCAGCAAAUGAUGCUAUGUUUGAUGUCUCCAAAUGCUAAAUAAAGAACAGUGUGCGUCA